AUGUUUGAUAUCUCAUCUUUAAUUUAAAAUGGUAUUCAGAAUGAAGAAGAAGAUAAAUAAGUCUAUUAGAAGUAUAUUUGUGAAAUAAUGAAGAGAAAAUAAAUGCAUUUCUAUUAGAAAAUAGUAGAAUGAUUAGUCUAAUCUUAAAGAAAAUUUGGGAAUUAUAAAGCUAGAUAUAAGGAAGAUGCAGAGUCAGAUGUUGAGUUAUAGAAAGAAAUGGAAGUAAAAUAAUUGUAAUAACAAGCAGCAAAGAAUAUUUAGGAUACUGAUGUUUGAGGUGUGAAUGUAGGUAAAGAAUAAGAUGUAAUAGAAUAGAAAAUAAAAUAAUUAUUAUAUUAAUACAAUUUAAUUGGAUUGUAGUGUUUAAGUGAGAAAAAUUAGAAUUAAACUGGAAAUAAUUUAGAAAAAAAAUGUUAAAAAAUUGAAUAAUAAUGUAUUAAGGGGUUGGCCAGAAUUUAUUAGUAUACUUAAGGAUUUUACUAAGAUAGAAAUGAGAACUAUGGUUAAUUAAUAUAGAUGAAUAAUGGUUAGAUAGAGAAGGAGGAGUCUAAAAAAAGAAGAAAGGUGAAGAAAAAGGAAUAAAUUAAGAAAUAAUAAUAAGGAUAAGAUACAUUUAGUUUGAAGAGAAGACUAUUUAUAAAAAUAAUGUUGAUGAGCAUUGUGUUGAGGGAGGAAUGGAUGAGAUUUAUGAAGAGAAUUUAAGAUUAGAAGAAAUAGAAGAAAAACUUAAGAAUUUUUAAAAAUUAAAUAAAACAUAGGAAAAUAUAUGA
Messenger RNA from Paramecium pentaurelia, 770 nucleotides. NCBI's taxonomy places the organism in Eukaryota, Ciliophora, Oligohymenophorea, Peniculida, Parameciidae. The record is from the annotation of a GenBank genome assembly.